This is a messenger RNA of Patiria miniata (bat star), 4280 nucleotides long. RefSeq names its product dual specificity protein kinase TTK-like. Gene Ontology annotation, biological process: peptidyl-serine phosphorylation; meiotic spindle assembly checkpoint signaling; mitotic spindle assembly checkpoint signaling. Lineage: Eukaryota; Metazoa; Echinodermata; Asteroidea; Valvatida; Asterinidae. The transcript has 20 exons. Gene Ontology annotation, molecular function: ATP binding; protein binding; protein serine/threonine/tyrosine kinase activity. Bases 150 to 3224 code for a protein of 1024 amino acids. Gene Ontology annotation, cellular component: spindle; nucleus; kinetochore. The record is from RefSeq and is a predicted model, not a curated record.
GGGUAACACUGUCCAAUCAAAACACGAAGCAAGGUCAUGUGACUAGCGGGGCUUUUAAAGCUCGUUUGACGGCCAAAACACCGACAAAACUGACAGUUAUUUUGGCAUCAUAUUCUUAAGUUUUGAAAGGGCUCUGUGUUUGUUUCACAAUGGGUUCAUCGUGUCACCAAGCAUCUCAUUUAUUCACUCCUUUUAAAGAUUUCACAGUGCAAGUCCAACGGAUAAUGGAGGCUGGUUGCCGGCCAGAAGACUGGCUUGGCUACCUACGACGUCUGGAGACGGACCCUCACUUUUCAGACACAACCAACAGAUAUCGGUCACUCUGCAGCAUGUACAACAGCGCCCUCAAACACAUCGCUCUUGACAAGAACAAAACAAAUCCAGCCUACGCUCAGAUCUGCAUCAACUUUGCCAAACUUAAAAUGACCCAUGAUCCCGAUGAUGCCCGCAUGUUUUUCAAGUAUGCUAGAGCCAACAUAAAGACGUUAGCCAUAGUCCAUGUUGAGGCUGCGCAAUUUGAGCUUGACCAAGGAAACAGAGACAAAUGCCUGGACAUCUUGAAGAAAGCUAAGAAUCUGAAGGUGGAACCCCAGCAGAUGAUAGCCACAGCCGUACAACGAUUCAACAUGGCUAUGACUUCUCUACACAGUGAUGAGAAUGGUGAUUCUAGGACGACAGGGGAUCAGGGACAAUGGAUCAGUGCUGGCUCAAAACCACCUGUUGGACCAAAUUCAAGAGUUACAGCCACCAGAUCUACUUCUCUUGAGAACACUAAGCCCCAGAUUGCAGCCCUGCAACCACUCUCCAAACACUUGACGCCAUCUCACACCAAUGGUCCACCUUGCAGCCAGGCUACAAACAGACAACACAAUCAAGCAAUGCUAUCUGCUCAGUCUCAGCCUCAAGCCAAACCAGACACUGCGGCUGCUCACGGUGAAACGCCGGUCUUCCAGGAAUAUGUGGACUCAACUGUCAGCUUUGGUCGAUCAGGAGGCAGGAAACGGCAGUCAAGUGGAGCAAGCAGCUCAGAUGAUGGAGACACCAUUCCCUGGCUGUUCAAUAAGCCGUGGGAGGUAGCAUCCCGUCCUGUUGCACCCGCUGGGAAUGUAACGUCGCAGAGUGCAUCCAAGCUGAAGAGAGGGAAUAUCUACACGCCUGACUGUAAAAGUCUGCCUGUGUGUUACAGUGUAGGCGAAGCAUCACGUAGAAAGAACAGACCUAUUUAUGGCACAGCACAGCGAGUGAAACGUUCCUCACUGAUACUUCAAGAAGUCCCCCCAUCCAACCCUGACGAUAGUGACGAUGACUUCCCUUUCCCAGACAUCAAACCUUUAGAGAAGACCGUCUCACCCGGAGAGGACAAGAGUGACUCAAGAAACGAAAGACUGACGGCAAUCAUUGAAUCGCCACAGCAGACGAGCAAUGAUUCAGGUGUCGCUAUGAUGACCACCCCAUCUACAGAACAACCACGACCUCCUACACUGUCCAGAAACUACAGUAAUGUAGACACCUUACGCCUACACACCCCUUCUCAACAUGAUGGAAAGCCCCAGGCCAGUCAGCAAAGAAUGCAAAGUGGACUGUACCAAAUGCAAGAUAAGGGGAUAUCGCAAGAUGCAUCAUCUGUGAGCCAGGAAACACCAAAUGUACCACAUAGUGUCAAGCCUGAACCUCCGGUGUCCCGUCCUACAUAUCAACCCCCGCUGAUAGAAAAUGGGGCAAGCCAUCAAAAACCCAUCCAUUACUAUGGAAACAACCAACAUUACAGUCAGCAAAUGAUGGCGCCAAUGCCCGUACCCCAACCUGUACAGAGGAAGGAUGUCAUCACUGUCAAUAAAGUCACAUAUACUAUCCUACGAAUCAUCGGGAAAGGCGGUUCAUCAAAGGUGUACCAAGUGUUCAGUGAGAAUAAGAAGAAAGUUCUAGCCAUUAAAUAUGUCAAGUUGGACUGCGCUGACGACAUGACCGUACAGGGCUAUAUCAAUGAGAUCACACUGCUCCAAAAACUGCGUAAUAGUGAAAACAUCAUACAUCUCUAUGACUUUGAGAUCACCGAUUCCCACAUCUAUCUGGUCAUGGAGUGCGGAUCCAUCGACUUGGCCACCUUCUUGAGUAAACAUAAGAAGAUUGACCCUCAAGACAUGAAGUUCUACUGGCGAGGGAUGUUGGAUGCGGUGGAUGUAGUCCACCAAGCAGGCAUCGUCCACAGUGACCUGAAGCCAGCCAACUUCUUAUUUGUGGAGGGCACACUGAAGCUGAUUGACUUUGGCAUUGCUAAUGCCAUUCAGAGUGACAAGACCAGCGUGGUCAGAGAGUCUCAAGUAGGGACGUUGAAUUACAUGUCACCUGAAGCCAUUCAGGACACGUCACCGUCACCCCAGGUGGACGCCAAUGGACACAGGAGACCGAAACUCAAGAUUAAUUGUAAGAGUGAUGUGUGGUCCCUUGGCUGUAUCUUCUACUACAUGGUUUAUGGCAAGACACCGUUUCAGCAUAUCACUCUCAGCCUAAUGAAACUCCAAGCCAUCUGUGAUCCAAGGCAUGUGAUCGAGUUCCCAGCUGUUGACAAUCCACAUCUCCUUGACCUUCUCAAGAAAUGUUUGAUCAGAGACCCUCGGGAAAGACCUUCCAUUCCUGAACUCAGAAAGCAUCCGUAUUUCCUGUCAGAAGCAGCCCCUGUGCAGGAGGAAGCAAGCAAGCCUAACUUGACAGAGGAGCACCUGAAGAGUUUAAUAUCCCAGCUGAGUCACGCACAGAUCAAUUCACCAACCAGCAUCACGGCAGUGACUAGGACUCUCAUGGAGCAGUUGCAGUCCGGUCAGCAGUUCGACAUUUCUACAGCCCUAGGGUCAAAGGUCAGAUCCAGACCAUUCCAGCAGGUUGCUCAACAGCCUCCUACCCAGCCACCAGCACCACCUCCACACCAACCAUCAUUUGAUAUGCCUCAACAACCGCCUCAGUUGGCUCAGCCUAGGCAAGCAAACAGAGUACCCCUACAGGUUGUGCAGCGGGAAGCACUGCAACAGGCUCAGUCAGCUCUCAAACCACUGUGCAGAUCACAGAGCAACAAGUACAUGAGACAAGAAAGCCAUGAAAAGGAGAACCGUGAUUUGGAAGCCGUGUUGAGAGGUCAGUUAGCUCACAAAUACCAGAACGCACUUCCUACUCAAGUCACAGAAGAGCAGACGUAUGAGCAAACUUGGGGAACAGAAACUAUGAAAUGAGCGGCAGAAUACUCCGAGUGAUCACUCUCAAGUUCUGCAUACAUUUAGCAGUGCAACCGGUCAGCCUGUCGAGUACUCUAAUGUUGGUGCAGUCCACAAACCGAUGACAGCAACUUUUUUGUACAAACCUCAGUUCUUGUGCCAGUAAUCAGGGCUCUCUGUCUCAUUGGAGAAGUAUCUAACAAUUAAUGAACUUGAACAUUUUGUUUAUUUACUUUGUAUACAAAUUCUACACUUUACUUUUGUGUGCCUGGGUCAACAUGCAUAAAACUAAUUCCAGUUAGUUAAAAGAAUGCAAUAAGUUAGAGCUUUUCUUUACUCAAGUAGUUUGUUUCUUUUAUCCGUUGUAUAAUAGCACUAAUCUCUAUCAUGUAAUCCAUAGAAUACAGUUGAGCUCCAAUUUGGAAAAGCCAUUUUCCCAAAUGGAAAACCACAUGAAUGUGUUUACAUACAUACCUGUGACAAAUUAACUUUCAGACACUAAAAAGUUGUGACUCUUUAGACAUCUUUGCCUUGUGUUUUAUUUUGUUUCUUUGUUGUUUUUGCUCUUCAUUUAUUAUGCAAUCUGUAACAUUAAACGUGUUAUUUUAUUCAACUGUAAAUAUAGACACUGGCAUAAAAGCUUAAUUCCAUCGUAAACUAAUGCUUGAACUUAACAAAUAUAGUAAAAAGGAACAGCCGUGAUCAUGUGGGAUAUAAUUGAAAUGAAUCUCCAUUUGAAGUAUGAAAUGAGUAUAUGUUGCUGGUGACUUUCUGGUUGUUCGGCACUUUGUUGCAUAUUACUGUAUGUUGAUAAAUGAAAUGGAACAUGAUCAACUUGUCCGCUUUGUAGUAUAGCAGUGCUAACAAUUCGCGUGGCUUUUUUAUAUAACGUUCGUUUGCUGUAUAUGAUUUUUUGCCAGUGUUGCAAACAUCUUUUACAUUGAAGGAUAAAGAUGUAUUUGAUUCCUGCAAUAAUUGAACACAAAAAUGGGCUUUGAUAGUAAAUGUAAAUAGGCAACAAAGAGAGAAAUCACAAGAGUCAUAAUAAUAAAAAAGAAACAUUUAUUAUGAAAA